UCUGCCUGCUCCACUGAUUUACCCCCUUCAACCUUCACCCUUGAAGAUUGAAAAGAAAUAUUAAACUAAGAGGUUCCUUUUGCAGUUAGUGGCACUGCAUGUGAUAAGGAAUCACUCAGUUUAACUUUAUAUGCCAAUCACUCACCGGCCAUCCAUCAUACUCCUACUCCGUCCUUCCCUAUAAUAUCACUCACUUCCUUUUACUAGUUAAACCCUCUCCAUCUCUUGCAUGUCCAAGAACCUUUUUUCCAAAAUCAGAAUACUACUUUGAUAUUCCAGUCUUCAUUCAUAGGGAAGAUGGGAGAGCAAGUACAACAGGAACAACCCAAGGCUGAAACCAAGCCUGAGGAGAAGAAAGAACAGCUUGAGGAAACGAAAGAAGAAAAACAAGAGGAAAAGCCAGCAGAGGAGAAGAAGGAAGAGACUAAACCACCUUCCCCAUGUGUGCUAUUUGUGGACUUGCAUUGUGUGGGAUGUGCCAAGAAAAUUCAGAGAUAUAUCAUGAAAAUGAGAGGUGUUGAGGGAGUGGUAAUUGACAUGACAAAAAAUGAAGUGACCAUAAAGGGUAUAGUUGAGCCUCAAGCGAUCUGCAACAUAAUUACCAAGAAAGCAAAGAGAAGAGCCAAUGUUAUAUCUCCAUUGCCUGCAGCAGAAGGAGAACCUAUACCAGAAGUUGUCAAUUCUCAGGUCAGUGGACCAGUUACUGUGGAACUUAAUGUAAAUAUGCACUGUGAGGCCUGUGCUGAGCAACUCAAGAGGAAGAUACUACAAAUGAGAGGUGUUCAAACAGCAUUGACAGAGUUUAGCACAGGGAAGGUUCUUGUGACAGGAACUAUGGAUGCAAACAAGCUAGUGGAUUAUGUCUAUAGACGCACCAAAAAGCAAGCCAAGAUAGUUCCUCAGCCAGAACCUGAACCAGAAAAGAAAGAAGAGAAUAAAGAAGCUGAGAAACCUGCAGAAGAAGAGGCUAAACCUGAAGAGAAGAAAGAAGAGGAAAAGCCACCAGAAGAACCAAAGAAAGAAGAGGGUGGUGAAGGUGCUGACAAGAAGAAUGAGAACAAAGAAGAAAAGGGUGGUGAAGAAAGCAAAGAAGAAGCCAAAAAAGAGGAGAAUGUGGUAAUGGCUAACAUUGAUGACGAAGGCAUGAAGAGGAUGAUGUACUAUUACCACUACCCUCCACUCUAUGUUAUUGAACGUCUACCACCUCCUCAACUCUUCAGUGAUGAAAAUCCUAAUGCAUGCUGCAUUACAUGAAU
Messenger RNA from Abrus precatorius (Indian licorice), 1256 nucleotides. Its product is annotated as heavy metal-associated isoprenylated plant protein 9-like. The transcript is spliced from 5 exons. NCBI's taxonomy places the organism in Eukaryota, Viridiplantae, Streptophyta, Magnoliopsida, Fabales, Fabaceae. Bases 298 to 1254 code for a protein of 318 amino acids. Gene Ontology annotation, molecular function: metal ion binding. The record is from RefSeq and is a predicted model, not a curated record.